UGUAAUAGCCAGCAGACACAGUGACGCUGAUGGAAGCAAUGCCAGAGGUGGCUGCUGCUUCCCCAAUAGGAACAGAGGACAUCAUCAAUGGCUAUGAGUGCCCAGCUCACUCAGUGCCUUGGCAGGUCUAUUUCACUACCGACGGGAACCGCUGGUGUGGAGGGUCAUUGAUCAAUGAGUGGUGGAUUGUAUCUGCGGCUCACUGCUACGUUCCAGCCAACACUCUGGUUGCUCACCUGGGGGAGCAUGAUACGACACAGCCGGAAGGCACAGAGCAGAACCUGAAUGCCGCCCUGGCCAUUCGCCACCCCAAUUACAAUGACAAGACCCAAGACAACGACAUCAUGUUGGUCAAACUAUCUCAGCCGGCUCGGUUCAACCAGUACGUCUCCCCGAUCCAGCUACCUACCAGCUGUCCUGCUUCUGGGACCUGGUGCCUGGUUUCCGGAUGGGGAAAUCUCCUGACCCAUGGAGUUGCAUACCCCCAGAAGCUGCAGUGCCUGCGUGAGCCCAUCAUUCCCAGCACUACGUGCAAACAGGCCUACCCCUACUACUACAGCAACAACAUGAUGUGUGCUGGCUUCAUGCAGGGCGGGCAGAGCACCUGUCAGGGAGACUCAGGAGGUCCCUUGGAGUGCAACGGGUUGCUGGAGGGCAUUGUCUCCUGGGGCUACGAGUGUGCCGAGAAGGGCCAUCCCACUGUCUACACCAAAGUGUGCAAUUACACACCCUGGAUACACCAGAUGAUGUCUUAUUAUUAG
This is a messenger RNA of Hemicordylus capensis (graceful crag lizard), 761 nucleotides long. RefSeq names its product trypsin-like. Gene Ontology annotation, molecular function: serine-type endopeptidase activity. Lineage: Eukaryota; Metazoa; Chordata; Lepidosauria; Squamata; Cordylidae. The transcript is spliced from 5 exons. The coding region runs from base 30 to 761 and encodes 243 amino acids. Gene Ontology annotation, biological process: proteolysis. The record is from RefSeq and is a predicted model, not a curated record.